CAGAUUGAUCCAGCCCGAUCCGACCGGAAGAAUUAAUGGCGGAGGGAAGAAAGCGGAAAAGGACUGAAACAGAUGAAGCAGAAAACAGACGACGACGAGGGCGUCCGCGACUGCCUGGAGAAGAAAGGAAGCGAAGGAAAAUUGCAAAUGAUAGGGAAAGGCGGAAAACUGAGAAGUUUGAACGUGAAAGAUUUGAGGCCUUUGUUACCCAGCCCGGAAUUAUAGACAAGUACGAAGCCUUUAAAGAAGAUUACAACAAAAGAAAUGGACAAAGUUCAAAGAUGGAUGGAACGAAUGAAUCCUUUGACACGGGAAUGCUGACAGGCACCCCAUCUGAGCCACAAAUACGGGGGAGAGAGGAAGAACUGGCUGAAGUCCGAAAGGGCAACAUGCCUAUAACUGUUGACAAUUGUACUCCACCUGUUUUCCCAAUUGGUGGUUCUCGAUCUAGUAAGUUUAUGGCUAGCGCUAGCCAGACUGCACAUCAAUCAGACUUCGCGGGCGACAGCAAUUGGAAAGAGGCGCAAUAUGCACAAAAGCAGCAUAAUACUUAUGCUGCUAAGUGCCCAUCAAGCUAUGGAUUGGACCAUCUACUGUUAGAGCUAAUGUUAGAGACGCAAAAGCAGCUGCAAGGGAUGGUGGAUAAUAUCAAUCCUAUGAUUCAGAAGUCUGUUGCAGCAGUUCUUGCAUCAUUUGGAUUUUUCCCACAAACAAAUGCCCCUAUUGUCUCUCCUGCAGGGCCUCAUCAUGACCCUCUUGGCAUGCAAGGAGGAACUAAUGCUGCUGCUGGAUCCUCUGGUGGUCCCACAACCCAGUCAUCCCCACAUAAUGGAGAGGUUAAACUCAAUCAAUACAAUGCCUCUUGUGGGGAGCCCGAAAUUUUUGAAAUGGUCAAAGCCUUUAGUGAAAACUACAGGCCAAGUACAGAGUUUCAACUCAAAGAAGACGGGGAUUCUUGCAAGGAGCCCGGAAUUGCUGACAGUUUCAAAGCCGUCACGGAAAAGGAAGAACAAGAGUUUGACGAAAAUGAUAAGAUGCUUGUGGAAGAUAUGAUGGAGGAUGAAAUUGAAAUGCGUUCUUUUUUAAACUCACUGGGACCAGAAUGUGACAGCGAAUUUGAUGUGAUCCCUAGAUCUUGGCUUGGGGGCCAUGAAGCCUACUGCAACUGGCGGUAUAACUUGGAAUUACAUGACCCUAUUGUCUCUCCUGCAGAGCCUCAUCAUGACCCUCUUCGCAUGCAAGGAGAAACUAUUGCUGCUGCUGGAUCUGCCGGUGGUCCCACCAGUCAGUCCUCACCACACAAUGAAAAGUUUUAAUUUUACCUUGAUCCCACUUUUAUGUCAUUUCUUAUGGGACAUGUCCCAUGGAUGAUGCAGGUUUUUAUGUUUAUGUUGGCUUAUCAUCGCUAUGGAUUAUGUUGGUGCAGCUAUUAUCUAGAAUGAUAUGAACUUAAUUACAUGAACAAUAGUUAGGUGGUUGUGUUGAGUGGGAUAUUUGAAGUCGAUGUUAAUUAUAUAAACUACAUGUUAUUUA
This is a messenger RNA of Rubroshorea leprosula, 1533 nucleotides long. NCBI's taxonomy places the organism in Eukaryota, Viridiplantae, Streptophyta, Magnoliopsida, Malvales, Dipterocarpaceae. The record is from the annotation of a GenBank genome assembly.